UCAGCUCUUUGCUGGCCAGACUGUCAGAGCCAAGUCACCAGAAGUAGUGGAAAAUACAGCGGAGCGUGUGAGGAGCUGAACUUGGGCAGAGAGCGCCGGCGGAUUUGCUGCUCUCUCCCUCUCCCACUCUGCAGCCGCUUCCCAAUCCAGGCUCCGGCAUGAAGCCGCCUCUAACUUACCUUCUGCUGGGGCUGAGUCUUUCCCUGGGAGUCAGAGGACAGACGUUUGCAGGAAGCUGUACCUUUGAUGAACCAUUCAGUGAUUGCGGCUACACCCAGGGAAUGGAAGGUAGUGACCUUGACUGGGAGCAGAUCAACACAAUGGUGAAGCCUUCCCUGGAUCCAUGGAUACCAACAGGAUCCUUUAUGAUGGUUAACACCUCUGGACAACAACUAGGACAAAAAGCCCAUCUGCUGCUGUCGAAACUGAAAGAGAAUGACACACACUGCAUCGAUUUCCAUUACUUUUUAUCUGCCAAGGACGGGGCCAACUCUGGGUUACUAAAUGUUUACGUGAAGGUCAAUGAUGGUCCCCUGGGGAAGCCAAUCUGGAAUGUGUCUGGAAUGGCAACAAGAAGCUGGAACAGAGCCGAGUUGGCCAUCAGUACUUUUUGGCCCAAUUUCUAUCAGGUUAUAUUCGAAGCCGUGACAUCAGGCCAGUCUGGGUACAUCGCCAUAGACGAAGUGAAAAUCCAGGGACACCCAUGCACCAAAUCUCCUCAUUUCCGUCGCCUGCAAAAUGUGGAAGUUAAUGCUGGGCAGAAUGCGACUUUCCAAUGUAUGGCCAAUGGACAGACCACUUUCUCUGACAAACUGUGGCUACAGCGACUCAGUGGGAAGGACACUCCCAUGAAGGAGACCAAGGUGCUGAAUUACCGUCGAUUUGUAGCAACUUUCAAUGUGGCGAACACCGUGCGGAGUGACACUGACCACUAUCGCUGCGUGAUUGAAUCCCAGGGAGGCUCCGGUGUUUCCAACUAUGCCGAGUUAGUUGUGAAAGAUCCGCCGACUCCAAUAGCUCCUCCUCAGCUCAAUUCUGUCGGGGCGACAUAUUUAUGGAUCCAGCUGAAUGCCAACUCCAUUAGUGGCGAUGGGCCCAUUAUCCAGCGGGACAUCGAUUACCGCAGCACGAGUGGGAGCUGGACAGACAUACAGCCAGUGGACAGCCAUCAAUACAAAAUUGGCCAUUUGGACCCUGACACUGAGUAUGAAAUCCGAGUACUUCUCACCCGCCCUGGGGAAGGUGGAAGGGGAGCUCCUGGCCCUCCUCUCAUAAUGAGAACAAAGUGUGGAGAUCCCAUGCAUGGGCCGAGGAAUAUAGAAGUUGUGAAGAUUAAGUCCAAACAAAUCACAAUCCGUUGGGAGCCUUUUGGUUACAAUGUGACCCGUUGCCACAGCUUUAACCUUACUGCUCAAUACCGGUAUGCAGUGGGAGGUCAAGAGCACGUGGGUGAAGAGGUCUGCCAGGACACAGGACAUAUUCAACCACAAUAUACCCUGCGCGGUCUACCACCUUACACUAAUGUAAGUGUGAAACUGGUCCUAAUGAACUCAGAAGGAAGAAAGGAAAGUGAUGAGCUUGUGAUCCAGACAGAUGAAGAUGUGCCUGGUGCAAUCCCCAUAGACUCAGUUCAAGGAAGCACCUUCGAGGAGAAGAUAUAUCUACAGUGGAAGGAGCCAAUAGAAACAUUUGGUAUUAUCACACUUUACGAGGUUUCCUACAAUGGCAUUGGUUCCUUUGAUCCUGAGAUUGACUUAUCGAACCAAAGUGGCCGAGUGUUCAAGCUGGGAAAUGAGACCCACCAUCUAUUUGUGGGUUUGUACCCAGGGACCACCUAUUCAUUCACUAUCAGUGCCAGCACUGUCAAAGGUUAUGGACACCCUGUCACCAAGCAGUUUACCACAAAGAUAUCAGCACCAUCCAUGCCAGCAUAUGAUUAUGACGCACCACUGAACCAGACUGACAGCACAGUGACUGUUCUGCUGAAGCCUGCUCAGAGCAGAGGAGCCCCAGUCAGUGCCUAUCAGGUCAUUGUGGAAGAGGAACACCCACGCAGAAGCAAGAAGGCCACUGAUGUCCUGGACUGCUACUUUGUCCCCAUCACCUACCAAAACGCCUCGAUUUCAGACUCCCCUCAUUACUUUGCUGCAGAAUUUCCACCAGAUGCUCUUCAAAUAGCCCAACCAUUUAUUGUUGGAGAUAACAAGACCUACAGUGGCUACUGGAAUGCCCCCUUACUCCCUCAUAAGAGCUACAGCAUUUAUUUCCAGGCAGUGAGCAAAGCCAAUGGGGAAACCAAAAUUGACUGCGUCAGGGUGGCCACAAAAGCUGCGAUAAUUGUGACUCAGCUUACAACACCAUACAUUCGCAUCGCCCCUGCUGCAGGCGACAACCAACUAACAGGAGGUGCAACUCGCAAACCGAGCGCUGAAGAACCAGAAAAGCAGACAGACCACACUGUAAAAAUCGCUGGGGUUAUUGCUGGAAUUCUGCUGUUUGUCAUCAUUUUCCUUGGCAUAGUUUUGGUCAUGAAGAAAAGAAGAAGCUCCCAGUCCUACACUUAUUAUCUGAAACUGGCAAAGAAGCGAAAGGAUACCCUGAGCAGUACCCGUCAGGAGAUGACUGUGAUGGUCAAUUCAAUGGACAAGAGUUUUACUGAGCAAGGGACUAACUGUGAUGAGGCAUUCUCCUUCAUGGAUACCCACAAUCUGAAUGGGAGAGCCAUGUCCUCACCGUCUUCAUUUACUGUGAAGACAAAUACACUGAAAAGUCCAUCUAUGCAGAAUUCCUACUACCCAGAUCCAUUCGUGCCAACUGCAAUAUUAGAUGAAAAUCACACAGUCACCAGUGAGGCCAGCAACCUGGGAAAGCCACAUCCCUAUAAGAAGCGAGAGCCUGUGGAUGUACCUUAUCAAACUGGGCAGCUUCAUCCAGCCAUACGUGUGGCAGACCUGCUGCAGCAUAUUACCCAGAUGAAAUGUGCUGAAGGCUAUGGAUUCAAAGAGGAAUAUGAGAGUUUUUAUGAAGGACAGUCUGCCCCAUGGGAUUCUGCCAAGAAAGAUGAAAACAGGAUGAAGAAUAGAUAUGGGAAUAUCAUUGCUUAUGAUCAUUCUCGGGUCAGGUUGCAACCAUUGGAGGGAGAUUCAAACUCUGACUAUAUUAAUGCAAACUAUGUGGAAGGCUAUCACAGACCAAACCAUUAUAUCGCCACACAAGGACCAAUGCAAGAGACUGUCUACGAUUUUUGGAGGAUGAUCUGGCAAGAAAACUCAGCCACCAUCGUCAUGGUUACAAACUUGGUGGAAGUUGGAAGAGUGAAGUGCUGCAAGUAUUGGCCCGAUGACACUGAAAUUUACGGAGACAUUAAAGUAACUCUCAUUGAGACAGAGCUGCUGGCCGAAUAUGUGAUAAGGACAUUUGCAGUAGAGAAGAGAGGUGCUCAUGAGAUUCGAGAGAUUAGACAGCUCCACUUCACUGGAUGGCCAGACCAUGGUGUUCCAUACCAUGCUACAGGACUACUGGGCUUUGUACGGCGGGUAAAGACAAAGAAUCCAGCAGGUGCUGGCCCUAUUGUGGUACAUUGCAGUGCUGGAGCAGGAAGAACAGGUUGCUUUAUGGUCAUUGACAUCAUGUUGGACAUGGCGGAUAGAGAAGGGGUUGUUGAUAUUUACAACUGUGUCAGGGAACUCCGCUCACGCAGGGUCAACAUGGUCCAGACAGAGGAGCAGUAUGUGUUCAUCCAUGAUGCUAUCCUGGAGGCCUGUUUGUGUGGAGAUACAGCAAUUCCAGCCUCUCAGCUCAGGUCUGCAUAUUAUGAGAUGAAUAAACUGGAGCCACAGACUAACUCCUCACAGAUAAAGGAGGAGUAUAGGACUCUUAACAUGGUGACCCCAAACCUACGAGUGGAGGACUGCAGUAUAGCACUUCUACCACGAAACCAUGAGAAGAAUCGAUGCAUGGAUGUCCUCCCACCAGACAGAUGCCUCCCAUUCCUGAUCACAAUAGAUGGCGAAAGUAGCAACUACAUCAACGCUGCCCUAAUGGAUAGUUACAAGCAACCUUCAGCUUUCAUUGUUACUCAACAUCCCUUACCGAACACUGUGAAGGACUUCUGGAGGCUCGUGUUAGACUACCACUGUACUUCAAUCGUCAUGCUCAAUGAUAUGGACCCUGCACAGCUGUGCCCCCAGUACUGGCCAGAAAAUGGUGUCCAUCGGCAUGGUCCCCUCCAGGUGGAGUUUGUAUCUGCUGACUUGGAGGAAGACAUUAUCAGCAGAAUAUUCCGAAUUUACAAUGCAUCCAGGCCUCAGGAUGGUUACCGAAUGGUUCAGCAGUUCCAGUUUCUGGGCUGGCCUAUGUACCGUGACAAUCCUGUCUCAAAGCGUUCCUUCCUGAAACUCAUCAGGCAGGUGGAGAAGUGGCAGGAGGAAUAUGAUGGUGGAGAGGGACGCACCGUUGUACACUGUUUGAAUGGUGGAGGGCGCAGUGGAGCUUUCUGUGCCAUCAGUAUCGUGUGUGAGAUGCUCCGACACCAGCGAGCAGUUGAUGUGUUCCAUGCUGUGAAAACACUGAGAAACAACAAGCCCAAUAUGGUGGACCUGCUGGAACAGUAUAAGUUCUGCUAUGAAGUGGCAAUUGAGUGCUUGAAUUCUGGUUGAUGCAAGAUCCAUGGCAUCUCAUGAGGCCCCUCCCGUCCACAUCCAGAAAACAACGCGCAGGCUCCUGGUAAACUAUGACAAGAGAGCUAUAAAUCAGUGGCCAUCAGUUCUACAAGCCAAUGCUUCUCUUUGUUUUUAAUUCCACAAACUGGGUCCCUUCUGGGAUCUCAGAGAGAGACUGUAAAAAAAAAUCUGCUUGCACUGCCAAACAUUUACUUUAAUCCAGCAGCUCUCCAUACUGCAGCUGUUUGAUAUUUAAAAGGAAAUUGGUAUUCAUACUAAAUGUAUACACAUUACUCAGAGCAUUGUUAGUUAGCUGGUGUAACUAAAGAGCACAUUUUUGUUUUAAUGCAAGAUAUUUUACUGGCAGUCCAGAGGAGUUGACUAAUAUUCAGGAGUGAAAAUUAGGAAUAGGCCAUUGACCUUAGCUGAUGUGUCUUCUUGGCUCUAAGUACAAUUUUCUAAAAAAACUAUUCCAGACCUUGCCAGCAUUAUGUCUGUAUCCCAUUUAUCUCUCACUUACUGGUUUGGAGUCUCUCCAUUUUUUUGCCAUGCAAAAUGAUCUGAGAUAUUCUGCAAUCAAUGUACUUAGUGCCAUUUUAUUCUGUUAAUGAAUUAAUGAACAAUUCCAUUGAUUAAAAAAGUUGAGACUUAGAA
Hemiscyllium ocellatum (epaulette shark) is the source of this 5315-nucleotide messenger RNA. RefSeq names its product receptor-type tyrosine-protein phosphatase mu-like. The coding region runs from base 159 to 4658 and encodes 1499 amino acids. NCBI's taxonomy places the organism in Eukaryota, Metazoa, Chordata, Chondrichthyes, Orectolobiformes, Hemiscylliidae. The transcript has 34 exons. Gene Ontology annotation, cellular component: membrane. Gene Ontology annotation, biological process: protein dephosphorylation. The record is from RefSeq and is a predicted model, not a curated record. Gene Ontology annotation, molecular function: protein binding; protein tyrosine phosphatase activity.